AAAUGAGCUCUGACAGCAGUAGUGGUACAGUUUAACAGCAGCAGAAGCGGCAGCAGAGGGAGGAUGGUCAGACAUAUGUUCUCUAAUCUCCUACUACUCUGGUCAAUCAGCCAUGACCUUUAUAUAACUGGACUGACAUAUCAUGUGCCAAAGGAGCAGUCCUGGAACAACCAGAAUCUCUUUUCUGUCCCUCUGGAUUUGGAUGUAAGGCUUAGAAGACUCGACCUGUCCAAUAACUUCAUCAGACAGUUGCACACACUUGCUUUGCCAUACUUGGAACAGCUGGACCUGAGCUCCAACCAGCUGGAUCUCAUCUCAGAGGGGGCUUUUGAAAACUUGGCUCGACUUGAGGAGUUGAAUUUGUCCAGAAAUGUGCUGAACAACAACGUGGGCAGUAAUGGCAAAGCCCUCCAAUCCAUCAGUAGACUGAAGAGUUUGGACAUAUCAAUGAACGGUUUGAGUGAUGAUGCAGUGGAACUGUACCUUCGAAACAAAUCAUCUCUUGAUCAACUGAAGAUGACUGGUAAUGCUUUAACAAGACUUUCACACAACUUGUUCAAAGAGAGUGAAGGUCUGAGGGUCAUUACUAUUGAUGACAAUCAGAUAUCAGUGAUAGAACAGGGCACAUUUGAACCAUUGAGCCAAUUAGAGACGCUAAACUUGGCCAAAAAUAACCUCGCUCAUAUCUGUGAUUUUAAGUUGCAUCAAGUUAAAUAUCUGAAUCUGAGUCGAAACUCAGUUGAGUUCUUUGUUACGCGUGAGGAUGACCAGUUGUACAGGCUUGAAAUUCUUGAUUUAAGUCACAACAAACUUCUUUAUUUCCCAAUUGUUCCCAAAAUGAACAGUUUGAGGUAUCUUCAUUUACAGAAUAAUUUGGUUGGCACCUUAAAUUCAGAGGCUACAAUGGUAUCAGAGGCCAAUGCUCUUUAUUAUGAGAUUAUGAAUGAGAAAACCGUUAGAAAAAAUAACCUUCACUCCAACUGGAGGCUGAUGCCACUGAUUUAUAUUGACCUGAGCUACAACCACUUCAGGUCUUUCCCACUGGAGACUUUCAACCAUCUCUUAUCUUUAGAAACUCUGAAUUUCAGUUACAACUGUUUGCAAAACAUCACCUGGAAUGUGAGAAAUGAUGAAUCGGGAUACCGUCGGCAGCUUUUCUUUCCCUCUUUAAAGUACCUCGACCUGCAGAGUAAUGGACUUGUAUACAUUUCUCCACUAUUUCUCAAUGCGCUCACGCAAAUAGAAACAUUAAAUCUACAAGACAAUUCUGUGCAACCUUGUGCCUCUAUGGACCAAUCUGCACCGCAAAUAAAUCUCAACACAUCCUGUGUUGUCUUUGGGCAGUUAAGGACUCUUAAACACCUCAAUCUUAAAGAAAACAACAUCAAAAUGCUUCAACCAAACACGUUUUUAAAAACCUCUUUGGUUUCUCUGAACCUUGCAAGAAAUUCACAUAUGGGAAUGCAAGUGGGCUCAUUAGAAGGUGUGCAAAAGACUCUUCAGUCCUUGUUCAUCAGUGAAAUAAACAUGACCAGUUCUGAUCUGUCGUUACCCUGCAUGCCGGUGUUAACUCAGCUGAACAUAUCUAACAACCGUCUAGAUGUGAUACCCAGCAGUUUGAGCUGCUCUCCUCUGAGAGAAAUCGACAUAAGAAAUAAUCAUUUUGCGUCUUUAAACCAUUCUUUGUUUCUUGCUUUAUCAGUGCACCUCAAUCUUAUGUAUAUUAGUGGAAAUUAUUUUAACUGUUGUGACAGUAAAUGGCUUACAAUCCUCCAUGAGUUGAAGGGAAAGCUGCCUGAUGUCAGUGACACUGUAUGCUUUACAAGUGAUAGCAACAUUACGAUAACAGAGUAUCUGAAAAACCCUUCAGUGUAUUGUUUGUUUCAUACAAAAGCACAGGAAACCCACUUUGGAACAGUGAUCAUAAUUGUUUUAUUUGUAGCUGUGAUAUUAACAGUGUUCAUAAUAUUCACCAGGAAGGUGUGUUGCACACAGAGAUCAUUUAUAGUGUGAAACAUCUGUUGUCAUUGGUUGAUUUAUAUGCACAUGGGUUUCAUAAAGUAAGCAAAGCAAAUAAAGCUGUGAGAAACUGGAACUAACUGAAGCAUAAUUCCUGUGUUCCUGUGUGCAUGAUCCAUUUUACUAUAAACAGAAGUGGGGCUUAAUGGCUGCUUGGACUGUAAAAACUAGUGUAAUCUUAGUUUAUAAAAUGCAGUAAAAUCUUCAUCAUCUAACACAAUUAUAUUCUCAUCUCCAUUCAAGGCUUACUUUUAUGACCUGCACAUUAUUAGUCUUGUAGAACAUGCAUCACGCUGUGUGAACUGUGCAGCGAAAAUAUUGUGAUUGAAAUUGGCUUUAUCGACUCCCAAGCUGUUUGGUUACGGUGCGUGCCAAAUGGCUAAUCAUGUGGAGAAUUUUUGCCCAUCCUUCAUUGUGAAAUGUUUGCUUGCCUAAAGAUUUUGCCUUGGCUCAAAUUUUUAUGACGUCUGUGAGGCCUUGCACGACAUUCCUAAAAUCUGAACUCGUGAAUAAUUCAAUAAAAAAACACAAUAAGAGACCUUUUACAAGUUUAGGUAUAACCAUAUACUGUGUAUAUAUAUAUAUAUAUCUUUUUUUUCAAUUUUAAUAGAUAUCACUUUCUGCAUCUGUUUGUGUUUUGUUAUGUAUAAUUGAUGUGGCUCUGACCCUGGUCAUGAAAUACAAUGGUAAAUGUGGCAACAGUUAUGCUGUACAUAAUAUAUAUAUACUGUACCUAAUAAC
Molecule: messenger RNA, 2760 nt
Organism: Sander lucioperca (pikeperch)
Lineage: Eukaryota; Metazoa; Chordata; Actinopteri; Perciformes; Percidae
Product: transforming growth factor beta activator LRRC32-like
Exons: 2
Coding region: 64-2013 (649 amino acids)
Molecular function (GO): protein binding
Source: RefSeq, a predicted model, not a curated record